AUGUCUCGGAUAUCAUCGAUGGCCUAUAAAUGGAAACAACCGCCACCGAUAAAUGAUGAUUCACGACAUCGUUCACAGAGCAACUCGCGUCUUUUUGACAGAAUCUACGGGCAAAUGCACAGAGGAAAUAAGGCGUUCGAACACACAACGUCGUACGACGAGUCAAUUAGUGGAUUCAUGCGUCGUCGAUUUGCUGGAAACGGUGAAAGGGCGUUGCCUUUGAGAUAUGGAACAAAUCCUCAUCAAAAAGAUGAUGCUGAAUUGUAUAUAGUGGAAGACGAAAUGCCAAUCAAAGUUCUAAACGGAUCACCGGGAUAUAUCAAUAUAUUGGAUGGGCUCAAUGGUUGGCAACUGGUCAAAGAACUGUCUGAUGCCACAAAGAUGCCAGCUGCUGCUUCUUUCAAGCAUGUUUCACCGGCAGGUGCUGCCAUCGGUCUCCCUCUAAAUGAAACUGAAUCUGCCUGCUGCAUGGUAUCUGAUCUUCCAAUCGACACAAAGAAGCCAUCCCUUGCAGCAGCAUACGCUCGUGCCAGAGGAGCAGAUCGGAUGUCCUCAUUUGGUGAUUUCAUUGCUCUUUCUGAAAAAUGUGAUGAACUUACGGCUAAAAUUAUUAACAGAGAAGUGUCUGAUGGAGUUGUGGCCCCUGACUACGAUCCGGCUGCAUUGUCGCUUCUUGCCAAAAAGAAAAAUGGAAAUUACUGUGUGUUGAAGAUCAACCCUAAUUAUCUUCCUUCUGAGACCGAGGAACGUACUGUUUUCGGGUUGAGACUCCGACAAAAACGAAACAAUGCGGUCAUUAAUGCGGAGACAUUCACUAAUGUUGUUGGAAAAGAGAAUGGAAUGAAUAAGCAAGCUGUCGAUGACCUCAUCGUUGCUACGAUUGCUCUAAAGUAUGCUCAGUCGAACAGUGUCUGUUUUGCUCAUCGAGGACAGGUCAUCGGAAUGGGAGCAGGUCAGCAAUCUCGUAUUCAUUGUACAAGAUUGGCUGGUGACAAGGCAAUGAAUUGGUGGCUACGACAACACCCGACAGUCCUCUCACUUCCAUGGAAAAACGCAAUCAAACGAUCAGAAAAAUCGAAUGCAAUCGAUGUUUUGUGCAGUGGAGUACUCGGAUCAGAGAUUGCCAUUGACCAAUGGCAGCAAUACUUCAAUGAACCCGUCGAACCGCUUGCUGAGGAAGAACGCAAGCAAUGGUUGAGCCAACAAACUGGUGUUGUGAUGAGUUCCGAUGCUUUCCUUCCAUUCCGGGACAACGUGGAUUGUGCUAAACAGUUCGGCGUCUCGUAUGUUGCUCAUCCGGGGGGUUCGGUUCGCGAUGAGGAGAUCAAAGAAGCUUGCGACGAACAUGGAAUCACUCUCAUCCACACCGGACUUCGACUCUUCCACCACUAG
Messenger RNA from Caenorhabditis remanei, 1392 nucleotides. RefSeq lists its product as uncharacterized. Bases 1 to 1392 code for a protein of 463 amino acids. NCBI's taxonomy places the organism in Eukaryota, Metazoa, Nematoda, Chromadorea, Rhabditida, Rhabditidae. The record is from RefSeq and is a predicted model, not a curated record. Gene Ontology annotation, cellular component: cytosol. Gene Ontology annotation, biological process: 'de novo' IMP biosynthetic process. The transcript has 14 exons. Gene Ontology annotation, molecular function: phosphoribosylaminoimidazolecarboxamide formyltransferase activity; IMP cyclohydrolase activity.